AUGAAACAACUUAUCACCGGUCAGAAAGUCGAGGUUAUUCCGGACCCUCACCUCAACAAGGUCCAAGGUAUAAUCUAUGACCUGCAUACCAAGAAUAUCGACACCACCAUCAUCUUGGAAACUACACAAGAACAAGGUGUAACGGAAAUCAGAAGGAUUACUAAGUCGAAUAUUGCCACCAACCUCGUUGGAACCACUCAAGAAAACAAUACCAACAGCAACACAGCUGAAACCCUGGAAUCUAACCAGCGACCCUCCAGUCCACUACCUGUAAGUUCAUGGCAAACCAACGUAACCCGACCCAGGCGUACACCAGGACGCAAUAGAAGACAGGAAUUCAUAUACCCUUUACCUACACCCCGGCGCAAAAACACCAAAAAUGAAAGCCGCCCUCCAACUAAAAAAGCCUUCUCUCCUGCACCGGCUCCGUCCGCGGAUGUACCGGACCGCGUCGAUGAACCUUCGGCGGCUUCCGAUGCAGGAGGCCCGGCCUCCUCCCGGGAACCCCGCAAUGCAAAAACCAAAACAACAAUACACACCUCCGUAGUCACUGGAAGUCAGUACGCCAGUCCACCUGAUUACAACAAUCAUCCCAAUGAAACAUCGAACCCAAAUCCACUUCUAAUAUCACCCAGCGAGCCGCGGAACUGCGGACCAAACAAAAAAACAAACACCCGCACCCAACCAACCAGCGGGACAACAACCGCAGCUGGGACCAACAUCGAGAGCAGAGACACUUUUCAGCGGCUUUCCGGCUCUCCCAGGUAUACCUCAACUCCAACGACCGAGAUCAACCGAGAUCAAAAUCACUCCGAGGAGCAGACUGGCUGCUCCUGGCACCCCAUCACCUUCCAUUGGAACACAGCGACUAACACAGAGCCAACCUGCAGCAUGUCUAACUCCGAUAAACCCAUCAUAGUAAGAGACGUUAGGGAAAAGGCCUUCUCCUCUGCACCGGCCCCGCCCGCGGAUGUACCGGCACCUACCGACGAGCCUUCGACGGCUGCAGGUCUACACUCUACGACCGGACCGCAGAUCAUCAACAUACACAGCCCUGGCGACCCUCGCCCCGAUUCCCCAUCAGAAUCCGACUCUGAUACCCUCAACUCCGGUAACCGCAGCUCACUGGCCCUUCAGUGGAACGCUAACGGACUGCGUCAGAACCUCGGAGCUCUCCAGGUCAUCAUCGCCCGGCAUAACUUUAUCGUGCUAGCCAUCUAG
Topomyia yanbarensis is the source of this 1221-nucleotide messenger RNA. Its product is annotated as mucin-2-like. Lineage: Eukaryota; Metazoa; Arthropoda; Insecta; Diptera; Culicidae. The record is from RefSeq and is a predicted model, not a curated record. The coding region runs from base 1 to 1221 and encodes 406 amino acids. The transcript has 5 exons.